This is a messenger RNA of Tauraco erythrolophus (red-crested turaco), 581 nucleotides long. The record is from RefSeq and is a predicted model, not a curated record. Lineage: Eukaryota; Metazoa; Chordata; Aves; Musophagiformes; Musophagidae.
UGAUCGCUAUUGACAUUGAUCCUGAGAAGCUCAGUCUGGCACGCAACAACGCCGAGGUGUACGGCGUGGCGGAUCGGAUAGAAUUCGUGUGCGGAGACUUCAUGGUGUUGGCUGCUGACCUGAAAGCAGACGUCGUGUUCCUCAGCCCACCCUGGGGAGGGCCUGACUACGCCACUGACGAAAUCUUCGAUAUACAAACCAUGAUUUGCCCAGAUGGAUUUGAAAUUUUCAGGCUUUCCAAGAAGAUCACCAACAACAUUGUGUAUUUUCUACCUCGGAAUGCUGACAUUGACCAGGUGGCUUCCUUAGCAGGGCCAGGAGGGAAAGUUGAAAUAGAACAAAAUUUUCUCAAUAACAAACUGAAGACAAUAACAGCUUAUUUUGGUGAUCUAAUAAGGCCUGACAUCUCCUGAACUCAGUGUGGAUUCUUCCAAACCCAGCCUCCCUGACUGCUGCUUUGCUUAAGAUUUUGUACAGCUGGCUGGUCAAAAAUGACUUAAAGCCAUUUUCUGCUUUAGUUUCUGUUUACAGAAAUUUGUUCUGUGUAUUGCUACUGACAAUAACGUUUUAUAAUAAUUUUG